GGUAAUGCAUGAUUGUGAGCCGGCUGGUGAAAAUGUGUGCAACUCUGAGUUUGUGUGUCUGCAGGGUGAUGGCUGUGGGACUGAUGACGUCAGCGUGUGGUUGAGUGUGUGUGAGAAGGCCGAAGACUGGAAUUCCUUCACUCUUGAACCUGCAGUCUUGUAUUCUCCCACAGUGAAAGCUUACAGAAUGGAUGUCCAGCUUGAGGUCAGCUGUCAGAGAUCAGUCCAACUGAUUUCAGCCAACAUGUUUCCUGAGGAAGAUCUUAACCACACGUGUUUGUCAGAAUCUGAACUGGAAAACAUUCCGGCCCUGAAGGCUGUUCCUAAAUCUCUGUGGGCUACCUCUAACUAUGAUGUAGGGCUGAUUAAGAACUGUCCUCCUGUUGUUAUCACUCCACGUUCUGAUUAUCGCCCUCAUCAGAAGCAAUAUCCUUUGAAGCCUGAAGCUGUGCGUGGUAUCAUACCUGUGUUUUCUGCUCUUCAACAGGCGGGAAUAGUCAAACCCUGUGCUUCUUCUCCUUGCCGUUCUCCUAUGUUUCCUGUAAAAAAGGUCAGGGAUGCGGGUGAGCCAGAGGAAUGGAGAUUUUGUCAGGACCUUCAAAGAGUCAACUCUGCGGUUCAACCCCGUGCACCAUCAGUUCCGAACCCUUGCACGGUACUGUCUCAGAUUCCACAGGAUUCUUCUUGGUAUAGUGUCUGUGAUUUGAGUAAUGCUUUCUUCUCAAUCAGGAUACAUGAAGACAGCCAGUUCUGGUUUGCUUUUGAGUUCCUAGGUCAGACCUGGACCUUCAGUCGUUUGUGCCAGGGGUUCUGCGAGAGCCCCACCAUUUUCAACGCCGCCAUGAGGGAAAGUUUGUCUGGCUUGGUCCUUCCUCCUGAUACCACUCUAUGUCAGUACAUGGAUGACCUUUUGAUUGCUUCUAAAACACAUGAGGAGUGUGAGGAAGCCACUAUUGCACUGUUGAAACAUCUAGCUGAACAGGGUCACAAAGCUAGUCUGAAAAAGCUGCAAUUUGUGCAGCAAACAGUUACAUUUCUGGGUCAUGUGAUCUCCGCAGGUAGCCGCGCCAUCUCUUCUAAGCGUGUGUCUGCUAUCCAGAACAUUCCUCGACCCCGCACUAAGAAACAGCUCAUGUCUUUUCUGGGGACAACUUCCUAUUGCAGGAAUUUCAUUCCUAAUUAUUCCAUCAUGGAAGCACCGUUGUCAGCACUCAGUCAUGGUAAGGGACUGAGACCAGGUGAUGCCAUCUCCUGGAAUGAGGAUGCAGAACGUGCAUUUGUUGAUCUGAAGCUGGCACUACAAACUGCCCCCACUCUGGGCCUGCCAGAUCCUGAGAAACCAUUCGUUCAGGCAGUGGAUGAGAGGAAUGGCUCGAUGACUUCAGUCCUGCUCCAGACUCACGGAGGUAAGUUACGCCCUGUUGCUUAUCUCUCAGCUAAACUGGACCCUGUCGCUAGGGGCCUCCCGUCCUGUUUGCGAGCCGUGGCCGCCGCCGAAAAAGCUGUGCUGGCUUCUCGUGACAUUGUGGGUUAUUCUGAUUUAACCCUUUUGGUCCCUCAUGCUGUUUCCAUGAUCUUGCUGGAACAGAAAACCUCUCAUCUCUCUGCUGCGAGACAUCUCAGGUACACCUCCAUCCUGUUGGACAUGCCCAACAUCACAGUUAAGCGGUGUACCGUCUUGAAUCCUGCUACCCUGCUCCCUACUGAGGACGACGGAGAGCCGCACUGCUGUGUGGCUGCAUUGGAACAAACGUGCACGCCCAGGCCAGAUCUUAAGGACACCCCACUUCAGAAUCCUGAUCUUGUCUUGUACGUCGAUGGAUCAGCACGACGUGACCCCAGGACUGGGGUGAACAAGGUGGGUUUUGCUGUCUGCACUGACCAUUCUACUGUUGUUUCUGCUUCUCUGCCAAGCCAUUUCUCUGCCCAAACAGCUGAGCUCGUGGCACUGACAGAAGCCUGCCGUUUUGGGGCGGGGCGGAGAAUCACGGUCUUCACGGACUCGCGGUACGCUUUUGGGGUGAUUCAUGAUUUUGCAGCACUCUGGAAACACAGAAAUUUCCUAAAAUCUGACGGUAAGCCUAUUCUGAAUGCAACACAGAUCUCAGACCUCUUACAGGCAGUUUUGCUUCCUUCAGAGAUUGCUGUGGUCAAAUGUCAAGCGCAUGACUCUUCCUCCACUGCUGUGGCCAGGGGUAAUGCCCGUGCGGACGCUGCAGCGAAAGUGGCAGGGGACAAGCCCCGUUUGCACACUCCUGUUUCAUCUUUGAACACCUGCAUGUCGCUGUCUUCUCUACAGUCAGAUCCUCCUCCUGUCUCUGUUCCUCCUCCUCCGCAUUUUCUCUCUCCCCCUGUGUCUCUCUCGUCCCUCCUCCAUGGCUCCUCCCUUCUUCCUCCCUCCCUCUCGGGGGAAUCACCGGCUCCUCCUCCUCUUGCUUGUGGUGCAGGUCCCCCUGCAGCUGUUUCUCCCCCUGAUGAUCUGAAGGCUUUACAGAGCUUUGCCACUAAACCUGAGAUCCAACUUUGGGAAAAAUCGGGAUCGAUUUUUCAGGAUGGGGUUUGGCUGGGUCCGAAUGGACUCCCCUGCUUGCCAAAACAGUUCUUCUGGUUUUAUGCAAAGAUCACUCAUGGCCGGGACCACGUGUCCAAAGGGGGUAUGCAUCUGGCGCUGUCCACACACUGGUACACACGUGGUUUCACUACCUAUGUGGAGAAGUUCUGUCAGAAGUGCAUGAUCUGUGCUGUCAACAACCCAGGUUGUUCGUGACGCUUUUCCACGUCCUGCUGAAACCGUGUGCCAUUCGAUCCGUCCCGGAGACUGGGUCCUGAUUAAGAACCUCAAAAGGAAGCACUGGCGUUCCCAACGGUUCUGUGGACCUUUCCAGGUGCUCCGGACGACGGACACGGCCGUGAAGGUGGCAGAACGUGCCACUUGGGUCCACGCAUCACACUGCAGGCGGGUGCCCAUUCCAUCAGAGUCCAGGGACACUUCAGGGGACCCCACCGAGGGUGCAGCUGUAACGCCUGGCCCUUAGCCUGAGAAGGAGCCUAGCAACGGGACGUCGUGGCCCCGGACAGAGCGGGUGUGCAGUUCAUUUCCCCUGUGGGAAAAAGGAAUGGAACCCUGGAUGCGUCAACACCGUCUCCCACCUGCACAUCUGGUGGUGUUUCAGUGCAGAUGUUGGUGUCUGCCUCUGUUUGUUUUAGCAGCACUGUUUUCGCUACUGUACGUGCUGUCUGCCCUGACAGCAGGAGUUUCACCUGUUCCACCUUCACCUGGUACAUUUUCAGUUCCUGAGUUACACAGACGGCGACGCCAUGUCAUCAAUCAAUAUGAUGAACAUGACAACUUGUGGUAUGCACUUGCUAAGCAGACCACAACCAAAGUGAUUAAUAGCACAUGUUACGUGUGUUCUCUGAUCCUUCAUGCCACACCGACUGGAGACUGGAGAGCGGCUGGGGCUAUCCUUCCUGGCUGCCAGAUCAGUGGGUAAAUCUAACAGUACA
Molecule: messenger RNA, 3507 nt
Organism: Melanotaenia boesemani (Boeseman's rainbowfish)
Lineage: Eukaryota; Metazoa; Chordata; Actinopteri; Atheriniformes; Melanotaeniidae
Exons: 3
Coding region: 5-2767 (920 amino acids)
Molecular function (GO): nucleic acid binding; RNA-DNA hybrid ribonuclease activity
Source: RefSeq, a predicted model, not a curated record